This is a messenger RNA of Laetiporus sulphureus 93-53, 2313 nucleotides long. RefSeq lists its product as uncharacterized. Gene Ontology annotation, molecular function: ATP hydrolysis activity; ATP binding; ABC-type oligopeptide transporter activity. The coding region runs from base 68 to 2188 and encodes 706 amino acids. Lineage: Eukaryota; Fungi; Basidiomycota; Agaricomycetes; Polyporales; Laetiporaceae. The transcript is spliced from 16 exons. Gene Ontology annotation, cellular component: membrane. Gene Ontology annotation, biological process: transmembrane transport. The record is from RefSeq and is a predicted model, not a curated record.
GCAUACGAGGAUACCACUCUGCUUGCAUUCCAUCGGCUGGUCAUAGGAAGGUGGUUUCUAUACCUCUAUGCUCGGUCUCCUCAGGACGAGGGUGACGGUAUGCGCCGUCAGACCUUCGUUGACGAGGCCAAUACCGACAUGGCAUCAAUUCCGCCUCCGAGCACAAGUGCACUCGCAUCGGCGACUCGCUACUGACUCACCAUCCACACCACCACCAUCAAAUCUCCCUCCUAUACCAUCUGCAAAGCCCGUUGCAACAGAACCGCCAACCCCGAAGCCGUCUGUCAUCUCCAAAAUCCUCCCACCCUCGCUUGCAAAGACACAGAAGGCCACCUCAUCCUUCCGCAAGAUCGCUGCGCUCGCGAGGCCCGAGGCAAAGCCUCUGACGAUCUCCGUAGGGCUGCUGGUCAUCUCGUCCACUGUGUCUAUGAGCAUCCCCUUCACGAUCGGGAAGCUGAUCGACUUCUUCACGUCCUCUCAGCCGCAAAUUCCUCUGGGACUCAGUCUGGGUCAAGCGUCGGUAUUGUUGCUUUUGCUGUUUACGGUUGGAGCGGCUGCGAACGCAGGUCGCGCCAUGCUCAUGCGAAUAUCAGGUCAACGGAUCGUCGCUCGUCUGCGUGAGCGUAUGUAUGUUGCUUCCUUGAAACAGGAAGUCGAGUAUGUGGAGCGCGGCGAGGGCGACGUUCUAAGCCGGCUCAGUGUGGACUCGAGUAUUGUCGGUGAAAGCCUGACGCAGAACCUCUCGGAUGGCCUUCGCUCGGUGAUCAUGUCCUCAGCCGGAUUGGGUGCGAUGUUCUACAUCUCGCCACAGCUGACGCUGCUCAUGCUCACAAUCGUCCCUCCCGUCUCGCUCGGUGUCGUGUUCUACGGAAGAUACAUCAAGAAGCUGUCGACCAGGACACAGGAGGCACUUGGCGAGAUGACGAAGGUCGCCCAAGAGUCGCUUUCCGCCCUACGGACCGUGCAAGCUUUCAACGCUGUCCCGCAAGAGCAUGAAAAGUUUCACACACGGGUAGACAAGGUCCUCGCGCUCGCGCGCAAAGAGGCGAUUGCGAGCGGGAUCUUCUUUGGCAGCACAGGCUGGAGCGGGAACGUCACGCUGCUGGGGUUGCUUGCAUACGGUGGCACCCUGGUCUCUCAGGGAACGAUAUCGGUCGGGGACCUGACCAGCUUGCUACUAUACACGGUCUACGUCGGGAGUGGUCUGCAGAUGCUAACGUCCUUCUUCGCUUCCAUCAUGCGUGGCGUCGGCGCCGGCGAGCGCAUCUUCGAGCUGCUCGACCGCGCGCCUGCGAUCCCGCCUGACGUCGGGCUUGACGUCGACCCGGCGCGGCGUGGGCCCGUGCGCUUCGAAGGCAUCUCGUUUCAGUAUCCGACCCGGCCGGGCGUGCAGAUCCUCAAGGACCUAGACCUAGAGAUAUCGGUCGGGGAGAGCGUUGCGAUCGUCGGCCGGAGCGGGAGCGGAAAGUCGUCGAUCAACGCGCUGCUCAUGCGAUACUACGAUCCGGUGAAGGGCAAAGUGACGUUUGACGGACAAGACAUCCGGGAGUUCAAACCCUCGUCGUGGCGAAGCAUAAUCGGCGUGGUGCCGCAGGAUCCUGUGCUCUUCACAGGUACCAUCGCUUCAAACAUUGCUUACGGCAACGACACAGCCACGCGCGAGCAGAUCGAGGCUGCGGCGCGCGAAGCUAACUGCGAGUUCGUAUGGGGCAUGCCGGAUGGGUUCGACACCGAGAUUGGCCGCCUGAGCCUCAGUGGCGGCCAGCGGCAGCGGCUGGCGAUCGCACGGGCCCUGCUGAAGAAACCCGCGAUCCUCGCACUGGACGAGGCGACGAGCUCGCUGGACGCAACGUCCGAGCAUCGGGAAAGUGUCAACGAUGCGAUUGAUAAGAUCCUCCGCUCAAGACAAACGACGUGCCUGAUUGUUGCGCACCGGCUGUCGACUAUCGCGCGCGCGGAGAAAAUUGUGGUCCUCGAAGAGGGCCAUGUCACGGAGAUGGGCACGUACCGACAGCUGAUCAACAACCCGGACUCACGGUUUCGCGUUUUGAUGGCCGCCCAACUGAAUGCUGCAGCUGGGGAAUCGCCGGUGGCCCAGACCGAGGAAGCGGCAGAGGAGCACGAAGAGGACGAAGAAGAGGUUCGAGAUGUCUCAGAGCCGCGGUCUCAGCCGUCCGCCCAGCUGUGAGCGCGAGGAUGCCUACGUUGCGUGGACACUGACAUGAAGCUCACGGAAGAUGUAUUCUAUGGCCAUCGAGUAAUGCUGUAUCUAGAAUCUCAAGCAGAGUUCCGUGUACAGGUCCUGAAGCGCGA